AUGGUGCAAAGUCUUGGAGGCUCCGUUAAGGUAGUCAAUGUGGCCAUAAAGCAGGAGACAGAACAUGCCAAGAUUUUGGGCAUCAGCACAAUUCCUUGUCUUCGACUUUACGGUAAUAAUAACCUAAAAAGUGCCACCUACAAAACCUAUGAGAGUACGAACGUAUCUGCUGAUGAAAUCGCGCACUGGAUUCUACGAAGUCAAAAUAGAACAGUUCAAUCUUUGUCAGGAACCCAGGAUGCCUUUCGAGAGGUACAUUCCCGAGGGUCUCCUGUGGGACCUGUCGUGGAUGUGUCUGUCCAUGAAGGGAGCCCGCGCGCUGCGCUUAUAGUAAGGCUUUCGAAGAACAUAGAGCAACUUCCUUCUAGAUUUACUUUAUUUAAGAUAAAAUAUGUAGGCUCUUCGGAGCGAGAAGAAUUUCGUGUCUACCGGAAAAAAUUGCCGUUUGAUGUGGGAGAAGAGGAAUAUCUUACUUUGGAAGAACCGCAAUGGGAGCCUAAAUCUAUGUUGGCACUAAUGCUAGAGGCGGAGAGCCGGAAAGUGUAUUAUGGUGAUAAGCCUUCUGGCGUGCUUCUUGGGAAGCGGGCGCUUCUUUCUGUCUACGUCAGUCGUUUCGAAAGCUUGCAGGAUAUUGCAUUGUUGUUGAUGGAGUUCCAUGAAGCAUACAAUGACCGCAUAGCCUUCCACAUAACCAGGAGCUCUCUGAAAGAAGCUGCUAGGUCCCAAGACACGUUCAGCCACAGUUGGGGUGGCGCUGUCCUCACAGAUCAGCAAGCAAAUGCAUCAGCCUACCGAAGGGUAGCAGGGGUGGUACGCGAGCUCUCCCCAUUUUCACAGUAUUCCUUGUCGAUGCCCUUCAAUUACCAUAGCCUAAAGUUGUUCCUCGAAGAAUGGAGUACUGGGAAUCCGGAACUUCAUUUCCGUUCUAAUCACCUGACCUACACUAAGAAGGAAAGCUCUGUUUUGGAACUUAACCAUCACCAGUUCCUUGACGUAUUAAAUAGAGCCAAGCGGGCGCCUUUUGCUGUUCUCUACUACGAGCCCAACUGCGCAGAUUGUCAGGCGUACCUA
Molecule: messenger RNA, 1071 nt
Organism: Eimeria mitis
Lineage: Eukaryota; Apicomplexa; Conoidasida; Eucoccidiorida; Eimeriidae
Product: protein disulfide isomerase, putative
Source: RefSeq, a predicted model, not a curated record